Rhincodon typus (whale shark) is the source of this 7397-nucleotide messenger RNA. RefSeq names its product CDC42 binding protein kinase beta (DMPK-like) (gene cdc42bpb). Gene Ontology annotation, cellular component: cytoplasm; cytoskeleton. Gene Ontology annotation, molecular function: protein serine/threonine kinase activity; ATP binding. Gene Ontology annotation, biological process: peptidyl-threonine phosphorylation; actomyosin structure organization. The record is from RefSeq and is a predicted model, not a curated record. The coding region runs from base 616 to 6000 and encodes 1794 amino acids. Lineage: Eukaryota; Metazoa; Chordata; Chondrichthyes; Orectolobiformes; Rhincodontidae. The transcript is spliced from 40 exons.
GUGGGCGGCUUUGUGGUGUCGGGAUCAGUGAGUGUGGUUGGGCCGGGCCGGGUCGGGCUGGUUAAGGUUGAGCUGUGACCGGGCCGAGUAGAGACGAGAGGAACCGUUUCUCGGCCAUAUUCCUCCAGCUCGGGUAUACGAGUGGGCUAGCGGCGGUGAGCGGGGCCAGCAGCCGGGUAGGAGCCCGGGAUGAGCGCCGCCGGCUCCACACUGACGACAAGACGCGCAGGAGCUUCGGCGAAGCCAGGAAAAACGGGAGAUGAACAACGCACUUGAGGAGACGAGCCCUCUCUCUGGGGCUGGGCUUCAGCUCAACUAAAGGCUUAACUUGGAUUUUGCAGAGGGAAGGAGAGAUCUCUUUCUUUUUCUGUUGGAGUUGGCGGUGGGAGGUGGUCGCCGAUAAAGAAGAAAAUAUUAUGACCAGCUGGGCCUGAGCGCAGUAUUUUUUUUUUCCCUUUUUGCCUUUUAAUUUCAACCGUGAAAAUGUCAGUUCCUGCCUUUUUAAAUGUGAAAUAAAUCACUGCUUUGAUCUCUUUUGGGUAACUGGACGCUGCUCACCAGCCGCCUUUUGAGGAGGAUCAUCUUGAGAGUUAAAACAAAACUUGAGAGAAUAAAAUGUCAGCGAAGGUUCGGCUGAAGAAGUUGGAGCAGUUGCUCCUGAGCGGACCUCAGAUGAAUGCAAGUUCAAUGAGUGUGGAGACUUUGUUGGAUAUUUUAAUAUGCCUUUACAACGAAUGUAGCAGCUCGCCUAUACGACGGGAAAAAUACAUUGCAGAAUUCCUGGAAUGGGCAAAACCAUUCACCUCGACUGUAAAGGAGCUGCGGCUACAUCGAGAUGACUUUGAAAUGUUGAAAGUCAUCGGUAGAGGAGCAUUUGGUGAGGUGGCAGUUGUGAAGAUGAAAAACACUGAACGUGUUUAUGCUAUGAAAAUACUCAAUAAGUGGGAGAUGCUGAAACGUGCUGAGACCGCUUGUUUUCGAGAAGAAAGGAAUGUUCUGGUGAAUGGUGAUUGCCAGUGGAUUACUACCUUACACUAUGCCUUCCAAGAUGAUAACUACUUGUAUUUAGUCAUGGACUACUAUGUGGGUGGGGAUCUACUGACAUUGCUCAGCAAGUUUGAAGACCGACUUCCAGAAGAAAUGUCCAAAUUUUACAUAGCAGAAAUGGUGUUAGCUAUCGACUCCAUUCACCAGUUGCAUUAUGUGCACAGGGACAUAAAGCCUGAUAAUGUUUUGCUGGACAUGAAUGGACAUAUACGUCUUGCUGACUUUGGUUCCUGCCUGAAGUUAAUGAAUGAUGGCACUGUACAAUCUUCUGUGGCAGUUGGUACUCCUGACUACAUCUCUCCAGAAAUCUUGCAAGCAAUGGAAGAUGGAAUGGGAAAGUAUGGACCAGAAUGCGAUUGGUGGUCUCUUGGUGUAUGCAUGUAUGAAAUGCUUGUUGGCGAAACACCAUUUUAUGCAGAAUCACUGGUAGAAACAUAUGGGAAAAUUAUGAAUCACCAAGAACGAUUCCAGUUUCCAUCUCACAUCACUGAUGUGUCUGACGAAGCCAAGGAUUUGAUACAGCAAUUAAUCUGCAGUAGAGAACAUCGUAUUGGAAAAAAUGGAAUGGAAGAUUUCAAAAAGCAUUCCUUUUUCAAAGGGAUUGAUUGGAAUAACAUCAGAAAUAUUGAAGCACCUUAUAUUCCUGAAGUCAGCAGUCCAACAGACACUUCAAACUUUGAUGUAGAUGAUGAUGUUCUCAAAAAUCCAGAGUUGGUGCCUCCAGCCACUCACACUGCUUUUUCUGGACUGCAUCUGCCAUUUGUAGGCUUCACAUUUACCACCAGCAGUCCUUUGUCAGACAGAGCUUCUUUGCGACAAGUUAUGCGAUCAGAUUCAAUUGAUGGGGACGCAGAUGUACGAAUAGACUUGGAAAACAGUUUGCAAAUAGAGGCUUACGAGAGGCGAAUCUGCAGACUUGAACAGGAAAAACUAGAACUAACCAGGAAACUGCAAGAAUCCACUCAGGCAGCACAGUCACUUCAUAGUUCAACACGUGGAAUGGGAACUAUCAGCAGAGAUAAGGAAAUCAAGAAGUUAAAUGAGGAAAUGGACAAACUGAGAAAAAAGUUGGCAGAAUCUGAUCGGUUAGAACAUCAACUUGAAAAUGCAGUCUCUCUCCGCCAAGAUUUUGAGGAAAGUACAAACAAAGUAAAAGCACUAGAAAAACAGAUUAAAGCACUUAAACAAGAAAAAGAAGAAAAUCACAAGCAACUUGUUGAAACUCUUGAAAGACAAAAGUCCCAAACAAAGGAAUUGAAGGAUGCACAUCAGCAGAGGAAAAUUGCAAUGCAGGAGUUCUCCGAACUUAAUGAACGGAUGGCAGAGUUGCGCUCGCAAAAACAGAAGUUGUCCCGAAAUCUCCGUGACAAAGAGGAAGAGUUGGAAGUAGCUAUGCAGAAAAUUGACACAAUGCGUCAAGAUAUCCGAAAAGCAGAGAGGACCAGAAAGGAGUUGGAAGCCAAGUUGGAGGACUCGAUGGCUGAAGCAUCAAAGGAACGAAAGCUUCGAGAACACAGCGAGACUUAUUCCAAACAACUGGAAAGUGAAUUGGAAGCAUUGAAGCUGAAGCAAGGUGGUCGGGCUGCUGGAUCCAGCUUGCAGCACCAACAAGAACUCUCCAAGGUAAAAGCGGAGCUGGAGAAGAAACUGGUUUUCUAUGAAGAGGAACUGGUGAGGUGUGAAGCUGCGCACAGCACUGAAAUUAAGAACCUUAAAAAGGAGCUCCAUGAUUCAGAUGCUCAGCAUUUAGCUCUGCAAAAGGAUGUCAUGAUAUUAAAGGACAAAUUGGAGAAAGCCAAGAGAGACAGGCACAAUGAAAUGGAGGAAACUCUGGGUGAACUGAAAAAGAAAUAUGAAUGUGAGCGAAACAUGCUCAUUGAAGAGAACAAGAAAUUUUCAGUUGAGAAUGAUCGAAUGUGUACAUUUGUGGAUAAGCUUACAACACAGAACAGACGACUUGAAGAUGAAUUGCAGGACCUUGCAGCUAGAAAAGAGUCAGUGGCUCACUGGGAAGCUCAGAUUGCAGAGAUUAUACAAUGGGUGAGUGAUGAGAAAGACGCAAGAGGAUACCUACAGGCUCUGGCAUCCAAAAUGACAGAAGAACUUGAAUCACUGCGGAAUUCUAGUCUAGGUUCAAGAACACUGGAUCCUCUGUGGAAAGUGAGACGCAGUGCAAAGUUGGAUAUGUCAGCGAGGUUAGAGCUACAGUCAGCUCUUGAGGCAGAAAUACGUGCUAAGCAACUGGUACAGGAAGAGCUAAGCAGAGUGAAAGCUACUAAUAUGGCAUUUGAGAGUAAACUGAAAGAGGCAGAUGGCAAGAAUCAAAAAUUUGUAGAAGAGAUACAGAAUUUAAAGAAAGAAUUAGAAGAAAGCAAAGCCAGAACAGAAAAAGGUCUCAAACUUCCAGAUUUUCAGGAUUCUAUUUUUGAUUACUUUAACACCUCUCCGAUUCCACAUGACUUGGGAUUUAAAGGCUCUGUUUCUUCCUCGUCUACAUCAUCUCUCCUAGCGUUUUGGGAAGAACCCUGCUUUAUAAAGAACAAACAUAGCGGUUCCAUUAGUGAGUCUGAUUUGGUGGGCCCAAAACCAGAAACAUCUUCUCAUUCUCCAUCACCAUCAGUUUCUAGCAAUUUAGAGCGGAGAGACGUAAGUAUUGAGCCACUAACACCACAGCAAACCGCUCCUGCUGCUACAUCUCCUAUAUUUGUGCAACCUACACCUUUGCCUAAGCCUAAAGCUCAUCAGGUCAGUAUCAGAAAUUUCUCAAGCCCUACACAGUGUAGCCAUUGUACGUCUCUAAUGGUGGGUUUAGUACGACAGGGAUAUGCCUGUGAUGUAUGCUCAUUUAUAUGCCACGUAUUGUGCAAGGACAGUGCACCUCAAGUAUGCCCUCUUCCAUCUGAGCAAGCAAAGAGGCCACUUGGAAUUGAUGUUCAGAGGGGGAUUGGUACAGCUUACAAAGGCUACGUAAAGGUUCCCAAGCCCACAGGAGUGAAGAAAGGCUGGCAAAGAGCAUAUGCAGUGGUUUGUGAUUGUAAGCUUUUUCUAUAUGACGUAGCUGAAGGCAAAUCUAUGCAGCCUGGAGUUGUUGCGAGCCUGGUAUUGGAUUUGAGAGAUGAAGCCUUUUCUGUGAGUUCAGUGUUUGCAUCUGAUGUCAUUCAUGCUACCCGGAAGGAUAUUCCGUGUAUUUUCAAGGUGACAACUUUGCUGCUCUCCUCACCAUCAAAGACCUGUUCAUUACUAAUCCUGACAGAAAGUGAAAGUGAGAAAAGGAAAUGGGUUGGAAUCCUAGAAGGACUGCAGAAUAUCCUACAAAAAAAUAAACUUAGGAACAGAGUUGUAUAUAUUCCACAGGAAGCGUAUGAUAGUACACUGCCUUUUAUUAAAACAAGUUUAUCUGCUGCUGUUAUCGAUCGUGAGCGUAUAGCUCUGGGUACAGAGGAAGGACUAUAUGCAGUCGAGUUAACACGAGAUAUGAUUGUUCGAGCAGCUGACUGUAAAAAAGUCUACCAGAUUGAGCUCAUUCCCAAAGAAAAUCUCAUUGUCCUUAUUUGUGGCCGAAACCGACACGUUCAUUUUUAUCCAUGGGCUGCUUUUGAUGGACCUGACACCACCUUUGAUAUUAAACUCACUGAAACAAAAGGCUGCCAGACCAUGGUUUCUGGAUCCAUGCGGCAGGGUAUUGUGAGCGCUCUUUUUGUGGCAGUGAAACGGCAAAUCCUGUGCUAUGAAAUUAGCCGAACUAAACCUUAUUACAAGAAAUUCAAUGAAAUUCAGGCCCUAGGGAAUGUGCAAUGGAUGGCAAUCUUUGAAGAAAAACUUUGUGUUGGCUACCCUUCUGGAUUUUCACUGCUUAACAUCCAGGGAGAUGGACCUUCCAUUAAUCUCGUAAAUCCAAUGGACUCAUCACUUGCAUUUCUCUCACAGCAACCUUUUGAUGCUCUCUGUGCUAUGCAGCUUAGCAGUAAAGAGUACUUGCUCUGCUUUAGCCAUGUUGGUGUAUAUGUGGACUUGCAAGGGAGAAGGUCACGAAUGCAAGAGCUGAUGUGGCCUGCAGUUCCUGUUGCCUGCGGUUACAGUUCUUCAUAUCUAACGGUAUACAGUGAGUAUGGUGUGGACGUCUUUGAUGUGAACACAACGGAAUGGGUCCAAACAAUUCCUCUUCGGAAGAUCAGACCGUUAAAUGCUGAAGGUUCAUUAAACCAGCUCAACUCGGAACCUCCACGGUUAAUAUAUUUCAAGAAUAACUACUCUGAGGGAGAUAAUUUGAGUGUGCCAGACACAUCAGACAACAGCAGAAAACAGAUGCUCAGAACCCGCAGCAAAAAGCGAUUUGCUUUUAAGAUACCAGAAGAGGAAAGGUUACAACAAAGACGGGAAAUGCUGAGAGAUCCUGAGAUGCGGUCAAAACUGAUAUCAAAUCCAACAAACUUUAACCAUGUAGCUCACAUGGGGCCAGGAGAUGGCAUGCAAGUACUUAUGGAUCUCCCACUGCACAAUCAGUUUCCUUCCCCCUCAUCAUCUCUGACUAACUUUGAACAUGUUUAUCACAUUAACCCACUCUCAGCUGAAAUCUAUCUCCAGAAUGAUCAUUUUUCACUGCAAAGUUCCCCUGUGCUUUCCUCUCCCUGUCCCCCCUCUUCAGUCAGGAGCGUGUCACCAGUAUCACAGGAUGAGCAGUUGAGAGAGAAACGUGCUUCCCAAUCUAAUCCUUCAAGACAACAACGAAGCAAACAGUACCUUACACGUACAGCAUCAGGUGGGGAAGGUGUCAUGACAACACGUAAUAUUUCUGAUCCUGAUCAAGAUUUUGAGAGAGAGCAGGACUCUGAUUCAACAAGGCAUUCAACUCCUUCAAACAGCUCAAAUCCAAGUAGCCCACCGAGUCCAAACUCUCCUCACAGGAACCAAAUUACACUGGAUGGUUUGGACCAUUCCACUUGUGAUGCAUGACUUUUGCCUCCAGUAACACUUUGCAGAUCAUAAAGCCACACAACGAUAGGAAUCUCCGUUUCACGGAUUCUUUUCCUCUUGAAAAAUGGAGUUUUGCUGAAUUGUUCCAAGAAAGUGCCAAGAAUGGAGAAUAAUUCCUUCUGUUAAUUCUUGCUGAUUGCACAUUAAAUUAUAUAUUCAGGCUCCUUUAUGAGCAUUUCCAGCUUAUUUUGACUAUCAGCCCAAUAAAAUGACUGUGUUACUCGUAUUCUUUGGUGAUUACGGUUUUGUGCAGUGUUGUUGUUAAGUUUGCAGCCUUUAACAGCCAGAUGAUUUUGGGAUUGUGAAGCCCACACAUUCUUUCACACCAAACUUUCCUUCCAAAUUUCUAAUAUAGUUGGUAAAUGGUGAAAUAAAAUUGUCCAUGUACUGUUCCUGUAUCUUAGUUUAUAUAUUAAAAAAGAAAAAAAUGUUUUCUUCAGGGUAUACAUGACACUAGUAAAUAAUACUGUGAAUAAGAAUUUUAGUUGCUUUUUGUAUUACUGUUUUUAACCUUUUGAAGUAGAUGUCCUUUCUUUGUGCUGUAUUGUAGUGAAAGACCAUAUCUAUGUUUAUCAAUGUCUAUGGGCCCAAUGCAGAAAUAUUAAUGCUGGGAAACACCAGACUUGGACCUGCUGCAUUCUCAAAUAUACAAUUAUUGUAAGAUUUGACAAAUUAUGAUUGUCCUUAUUGCUGAUUAAGAGGUAGUAUAAAUAUAAGGCAGUGGACUCUGGGAUACAAGAAAGCUACAUUAAUUUGAUCAUUUUCAAAUUCAGUUUUUGCAUGGAAAAUACAUACUAUCAAAACAUGUUGUACUGGUUUAAAAUCAAAAGAUAUCCACAGUAGUCUUGUACAUUUUGAUAUGCACCCAGAUGAUGUGCUCCUGGUGGAUGCAAUUAAUGUGUACGUGUGUCAAUGUAUAUAUAACUCAUGUUCGGUGUAUGAUAACAUUCUUACUCAUUGAAUUGUCCAUUUUGCAUUAAAGGCUUAUACACCACAGCCAGUAUAUCCAAUUUGUCAUCACACCUGUGUGCCUUCCGUGCUGUAUUUGUGACAACUUACUAUUCAUACAGAUGCAGUAUGAUUUCCCUAUUCAAGAUCACUGCAAAGAGCUUGCAUGUUUUAGUCACCCAGAUUCCUGACCGAGUGGGUAAUUGUGACGUGCCACGUUAAGCAACUAAUCAAACUUCUUUCAUUUACUUAAAAGGGCUCACUGUGGAGCCUAACACUACUGGUGAAACAGGUUUGUUUUUUUAUGUUAAUUUGUGAAAGUGGAUAGUGUUAAAAAUCAGCUAACCACUCUUUGUAAUUAUGGAAUUGUGCUUUGACAAAAUAUUGAAUAUUGACUUGUCAAUAAAGCAUAAGAGGGAGGUAACAAA